Molecule: messenger RNA, 3012 nt
Organism: Trichophyton rubrum CBS 118892
Lineage: Eukaryota; Fungi; Ascomycota; Eurotiomycetes; Onygenales; Arthrodermataceae
Exons: 1
Coding region: 1241-2035 (264 amino acids)
Biological process (GO): regulation of transcription by RNA polymerase II
Molecular function (GO): DNA-binding transcription activator activity, RNA polymerase II-specific
Source: RefSeq, a predicted model, not a curated record
CUGGGCGAGGACGGGGACCAGGGAGGACUUGAUAUCAAGUCGUUCUCGCUUUCGCUCUCGUUUUCUCUCUCCAGGCGUUCCGAACCCUGGAUGGGCUCCACGGGGUCGGCCAUGUCUCCCGUAAACCCGCAGCAUGUCCAGGCUAGCUUGGAGAUGAAAAAAGAAUAAAAACGAAAAGAAAAGAAAAAAGUAAGCAAUACAUAGCUUGUCUCCAGAAGAGUGCUAGCAGCCAGUCAGGGAGGUUCGCAGCUUGUCAAUUUGAUGAUCGCUGCUUGCAUGCCUCAGAGCUGGAUGGUGGAUUAUCCGGGCCUUCCGCCGGCGUCAUUGGCCAGCGCUCCCGAAAAGCCUUAUCCCAAUCACGCUACGGUGACAGCCAGGCCAGCGGACACUGAGCGACCUGUCAUUCUGGGACAUGCCGGCAGGUAAUGGCUGUUAUUAAUGCGGCGGGACUGCUGGUCAAAACAUGGCGCCCCGGAGAUCGCAUAAGAAGUCGCGGAAUGGAUGCGACCAGUGCAAGCAGAGACGAGUCAAGGUAGGGUUGUUGUUGUCCAAGCCAGCAGAGCUUUUUCGUUCGUUUUGCCCUUGCACCGCAUGCUUCCCCCCUCGCUGCUAUUAGCUAUUAGCUAUUGGGUCGUGUUAAGGCGUGGGAUGGAUGCUGUCUGUAUCAGGUCGAUGGCAUCGUAUCUCUGUCCUUAACUGGUUGUUGACCGAGCCUGGCUGGUCAGGCAUAAUAAUUGCUGCGUACCGGGCAACGCACAAUAUAUGAGGAUUUCAUAUAUGCCCAUCCACAUCCAACUCCCCCCAUCAGCCGCGAAGGUGCCUGGCCCCAUGCUUAUUUCUUGUUUCUCUCCUGUUAUAGUGUGACGAACGAGGCCCUCCUUGCACCAACUGUCAGAAUCGAGAGAUAAAUUGCGUUUACUCAUUGGCGGCUGCUCGCCGAGUCAAAGCAGCCUCAACGACGUCUGCCGAAGCGUCACCCAUACAAUCAUCCCUAUCACCAAACGCGCCUCCCGUCCCCAGCGGUAACCAAUACCAUAAUGGGCGGGCCGAGCCAAGUCCAGGCCCACCACCUCCUGUAGCACCACCUAUUCUUCCUCUACCUCCUGCCGUCCGCCUGCUUGAGUUCGAAUUAGCCCACAAAUACACUACCGAUUCAUAUAAAAGCCUUUCUGGCGUACCCGAAGACGGGUAUACAUGGCAGGUCCAUAUCCCACGUCUGGCAAUAUCUAGCCCUUUUUUGAUGGAUGGGAUCUUUGGGUUGGCAGCCCUGCAUAUAGCGUCAAGUGCGAAGCAUCCGUCUGAAAUUGUUUCGUACUUUGAUGCUGCUCUUCGAUAUCAUACCCUUGCCUCGUCACCUUUCCGUGAGGCCUUAAACAACAUCACACCUGCCAAUUGUGAAGCGGUCUUUGCCUUUGCCAUCAUCACUACGGUUUUCACAUUUUCCUCAACACAGAUAGCACCAGGCGGCAGGGAAAGCGGGACUGUACUUGAAGAUGUGAUAGCAAUAUUCGAGCUAUUGCAGGGAAUCAAAGGCAUCUUCUCAGUUAGCGAGGGUUGGCUGGAAGUCGGCUGGUUCUCGUCAAGCAUCAGGAUAGAAUCAGAGGAUCUCCCGGUAAAUAACGAGCCAGGAACUGAAAUUGCCUUCCGAAAGUUAAUGGCCUUUACGGAUGAGACGUUAGCCUCCGCCAGUGCGGAAGAGUAUAACGUUUUUAAGCGCCUAGUCCACAAGCUUGAGCUAUGUUUCUCAAUAUUCCGUGAGAAACAAGAUCAGAGCCUGGUAUUAUCAUGGCUAGGCAUGCUGGAUAAGAAUACCGUAUGCGAAGCUCGGCGCGGCAACCCCUUGGUACUGCUUCUCUUUAUGCAUUGGGCGGUUCUCAUGCAUCUCAUGGAACCUCGCACCUGGUGGGCUAAAGGCCUCGGAGCCGGGCUAGUUGCAGAGUUGCUAAAUCGAUUUCCGUCUGAUCCUCGGUUGGAUGAAAUGACUCGGUGGCCACGAGAGAAGGUAAACCUUCGCCCAAUCAAGCUUUUGGCAUAAAGUGUUUUGGGUCAAAUUGCACCGGCGCAGGAGGUAUGACGAUAAAAGCUGAGACCAGAGCAGGCUUGUUCUUCUUUUCUUUUCUUUUUCUUUUUCUUUUUUUUUUCUUUCACCUGCCCUUCUCCUCUCUGCGGAUGAGAUUAAUUAUCCUUCUCAAAAUGAUGUAACACGAUGGCAACGUUGCCUUCGUUAUACUUUAAGUUCAUCUUUUUUUUCCCAUGUAUAUUUUAGUUCAGCCGAUAAUGAACUCGUGUCUUCAAAUAUGCAAUCUCAACCAAAAAGUCUCAAUUUGGAGAGUUCCUGAGGUGAGGGUCUAGUUCAUCAGUUUGAAACUCAAGAAAAAAAAAGAUAUAACCAGUUCACUCACCAUUAGAAAACUCGGCGUUGGAGCCACCCAGGCGCAUGAUAGAGACCAAGUUACCCCGGCAAUCCUGCAAUAAUAUUUCUGUGUCUCAUUGCAUAUCACUCCACAUCCUUGAGUUAUAACAAUCAUGGGCCACUCCACAAUUCCCACUCCUUUUUUUUUCAGUUCUUCCAGGAAAUUAUAUCAUUAAAAAUAAAAAGAGACGCACAGGGUGUUCUUUCGGUGCCAAGAACGGGGGACUGUCGGACGAACGGGAUAUAAGAGUUAAAUGGCCAUAAUUUUUGACAGUAGUAUUCCGGAACUAUGGAGUACUAGGGCUGAACUGGCCAAGUACGAAACUCAGUUCAAGCAGGAUGCUAGGGCCAAAGAUGAGCAACGUUAAGACUCGCCCUGUCUCAUGGCGCCUGGAUGCCUGUGUUACCAAGUUAGGAUUCCUGUCCGACACUCAUGGGAAUCGAAUCCGACGAUAAUGCGAGAAAUGCCCGGAGACCAAGGCACGACGCUUUUGGUCGUGUGAUCGACUCUCUCUCAUCUUUUUGGCAUAUGUAAGGGGAGUGAGGCAGAGUGUCUUUUUGGGGUAUUAUGCGGCUCUCACUUCUGAUACCGUCCUGUU